AUGUCUAUCUACCUCAGAGCGGAAAAGGUCAGAAAAGCUGGAAAAUCCUCAUCUGGUGGCAAGACUGGUGGCGAGGGCAAGUCACAGUCGCGAUCUGCAAAAGCUGGCCUCCAGUUCCCUGUCGGUCGUGUGCACCGCCUUCUGAAGAAGGGCAACUACGCACAACGUGUGGGUGCUGGCGCUCCGGUGUAUUUGGCUGCUGUCCUUGAAUACUUGGCCGCCGAGAUCUUGGAGUUGGCUGGAAAUGCCGCUCGUGAUAACAAGAAACAGCGUAUUGUCCCCAGGCAUUUGCAACUUGCUAUUCGUAAUGAUGAAGAGUUGAACAAACUACUUGGUGAUGUUGUCAUCAGCCAGGGCGGUGUUGUGCCCUUCAUCAACCCUGAACUCCUUCCCACACGCUCGAAGACGGGCAAGAAGGAAGGGGCGAGUCAAGAAGUUUGAGUAGUUUCAGAAUGUUUUUUUAGGGUUCAGUGGCGAAGUUGAGUCUCAUUUUGUUCCUUGUGUACUAUAGUCUGUACUGUAUCAGCAUGCUAUCAUAACCUGUCUGUCGUAUUCAGGACAACUUGGACCCGUACUCGAUGUUUGCUUGUCUAUCAAUACAGAGUCCAUCCUUCUUUC
Messenger RNA from Heterobasidion irregulare TC 32-1, 618 nucleotides. RefSeq lists its product as uncharacterized. Lineage: Eukaryota; Fungi; Basidiomycota; Agaricomycetes; Russulales; Bondarzewiaceae. Gene Ontology annotation, molecular function: DNA binding; protein heterodimerization activity; structural constituent of chromatin. The record is from RefSeq and is a predicted model, not a curated record. The transcript is spliced from 5 exons. Gene Ontology annotation, cellular component: nucleosome. The coding region runs from base 1 to 441 and encodes 146 amino acids.